Molecule: messenger RNA, 831 nt
Organism: Rhodamnia argentea
Lineage: Eukaryota; Viridiplantae; Streptophyta; Magnoliopsida; Myrtales; Myrtaceae
Exons: 3
Coding region: 100-579 (159 amino acids)
Source: RefSeq, a predicted model, not a curated record
AACCAUUCCUUUCAUUUCGGGGUACGCUUCCUGUUGUUUCUACCAAAACAUUUUUCCUAUGUUUUUUCUUCUUCUUUUUCUGAUGAGUUGGUCUGAUAGAUGAGGCCUAGUUUCCGUCCUAAGAGGACGGACCAAGGAACGCUGUCGACAAGUGGAAUUACAAAUGCAACUAUCAAGCGCGUCGACUGUCCUACCGGUACCGUCCCUAUCAGAAGAACAAGCAAAGCAGAACUCAUCACAGCCAAAAUGCAGGCGAAGGUUUACGCUCGACUUUCCGAUCCGAACACCAUCGAGGAACAUGGCCUCCAUCUUGCUAUUAUUCGAACCGAAUUCGGAUCCCUAAAGAAGUACAAUGGAGGGGGGAUGUUGAGCAGCAUAGAAGUACCAAAAGUCCACGGGGCACAGUAUAGCGCAGGCCAGAUGAAAAUCGAAAAUAUCCCCGAUUUCAUUCAAGUUGGAUGGAUGGUGAAUCCAUCCUUGUACUCGGACGAUCAGACCCGCGGGUUCAUCUUUCAAAAGGCUAGUUUCCGCCCAUUGUACAAGAUUCUUUUCUUUCGACAUAUUCAUCGAAUGACCUGACCGUUUAACACUUCCUGCGCCGAGCGCCUAAUUUUUGCCACAGAUGGGCCAGUCAUCUUGCUUCAAUGUCCACUGUCCAGGGUUCGUUCUCGUGCGAUCCGAUCACCCGGUCGAUGCAGCUUACGAGGCACAUUCUCGAAUGGGAGGACCGGUGUACACGUACAAUUACUUUAUUUACAGGGUAAACUUCUGAUAUACCAGAGCCCCAUUUCGCUUUGCUCGGUCAGUUAUUUCCUACAAGACCUUAGUUAA